Molecule: messenger RNA, 3383 nt
Organism: Camponotus floridanus (Florida carpenter ant)
Lineage: Eukaryota; Metazoa; Arthropoda; Insecta; Hymenoptera; Formicidae
Exons: 12
Coding region: 1012-2958 (648 amino acids)
Source: RefSeq, a predicted model, not a curated record
AUAUAAUACACGUAAAGUUUUACGUUGACAGUGAUAUGUUACGUACUGACACAAGACACGAGCGCUUCGUAAGCGAUCAGCUGAUUUAUUCAUACCACAUAAGACUAUACGUCAGUUUAUGGAAAUAUUUAAAGAGUCGCAUCUCGAAUUGUGGUUUAUAAAAAAUAACCAUUUUAAUUUGCAUUAUUCGCACCUUCGAAAUUUUACACACGUAAAUAUGUAUGCUUAUAUAUUGUAUUGUCCGAAAAAUUCUCAGAAAUCCCUUGAAAUUUUCCGAUCGACGUCUUCAAAUGAAAUAAUCUUAAAAGAAAGGAGAGGAGAAGAGAGAGAGAUUUUUAAAUAUUUUUUAUAAUAAAUGUGAUGCUCAAAUUUCACGUGUGACGUCAUUGGUCGAUCCUCCGACCUCCGACAUUCGUGGACAUUCGACUUUCAACUUCGUUGUUUCUCGCCUUUCACGUGAGGCGCGUGCGACGAUAUUUCACGCGGGCGUGCAUGUACGAAGUGCGAACGUUUAUGAUAGUUUAUUAUCGCUACAUGGAUCGAAAUGAGGUGAUUUUGACUUUCGAUGGACAUUCGAUGCAAAGGAACAUCUUGUCGUGAGGAUCAAACGCAUCGCGACGUGUGUCGAUGUCGAACUUUUCUCCAACGCUUAGAAGCGUCUCGUUUAUGAGUGCUUCUUGAAACGGAUUGCUCAAUCUAUUUAUUCCCAUUUUUGUGCGUGAUGUAGUGUUAUAAUUUGCGAACGAAUUCCUACACCACUUGUCUAAGCAUCUUUACAGGCAGUAAUUCGUGUGACUGGUCUUGAAUCAUCUUCGAUGUUUCGUCGUGCAUUUGUUGAGAUAUAUUUUCUAAUUAUUAACGUAAUAUAAAUAUGACGUAUAAAUUAUUUCUAUAUGAAUGCAUUUGUCAACAUGUUGCAUAUCAAAUAUUAAUUAAGCAUUGUGUAUUCGCACUAAUCGCUUUAUCAUAAGUGAUAAUGUAAAGAAAUUCUUUAUAUUGAAUUGAAUAAAUAUGAGAGUCACAGCAUGCCAUUUUCGUCGUUGCAUAAUAGCAGCACUAUCUAUAGCGCUGUUAUUUUGUGUUGUUCAAGUAAUAAGAACAGAAUUAGGAUUUAAUGAACCUGACCUUACAAAUUUAGAUAAAUUAAUACACAUAUCUCAAAUAAUUAAAGAGUCAGAACAGUCUUAUGCAAGAGAAGGUGUUGCAUGCAAAUUACCUCAAUUGAAUAUCUCUAGUCCUGAAAUAAUGAAAUUCAUAUAUGAUGUACCGCCUUUAUCGUGUGGACCUGAAGAUUGGGUCACAGUGGAAGGUUCAAGACUUGUUAUUACUAAUAAAGCAAGGAGAAAAUAUGGACAAGUAACAUGCAUAUUCAGCGAAAUUAUCAGAACAGAUGAUUACAAUGUAAAAUUAUUAGAUGGUAUACAAGCUGGUGAUUUCUACAUUUUGAGAGACAGCGAUUUUGCAGAUGUUAAAUGCAAAUCAAAUAAUGGAGAUGUAUGGCGUAGUGUACUCGCCGGAGUAAAAUACGAUCCAUAUGUCGAGCAACAACACAAUUGGGAUACUGUGCCGGACACAGGAGUGAAAUUGAACGUUCUUAUGUUCGGCUUCGAUUCACUAUCGCGAAAUACCUUCAUUCGUAAACUACCGAGAACUUAUCAUUUCAUAAAACAACAAUUGGAUGCUCUCGUGUUAGAAGGAUAUAACAUCGUAGGAGAUGGUACACCACAAGCGCUUAUUCCAAUUUUAACUGGCAAGAUCGAACUUGAAUUACCAGAAACACGAAAACGAAUGGGUCACAAAGCGAAUUACGUCAACGUGUAUCCCAUGAUAUGGAAUAAAUAUAAGGAACACGGAUAUAUAACAGGUUUUAUGGAAGAUGUACCGCAUAUUGGAACAUUCACAUAUCGCUUGAAAGGAUUCGACGAACAACCGACUCAUCAUUAUAUGCGCACGUAUUAUUUAGCAGCUUCUCCGUAUUUCAAAACAUAUAACAAAUUCUGUAUAGCUGGCAUCCCACGUCAUAUGGUAAUGAUGAAUUAUAUAAAAACGAUAUUUAAUACAUAUAAAAAGCAACCAAAAUUCGUAUUUGGAUUUCAUGGCGAACUUUCUCAUGACUCUUAUAAUGAUAUUGGAGUAGUGGAUAACGAUGUAUAUUCUUGGGUGAAAGACCUUCACAAUUUCGGGCAUUUAAACAAUACUGUUUUGAUUUUGAUGAGCGACCAUGGACACAGAUUUGCAGACAUUCGUAAUACUCUCCAAGGUAAGCAAGAGGAAAGAUUACCGUUUUUCUCUUUCAUUUUUCCAUCAUGGUUCAAGCAAGCCCAUCCACAAGCAUAUGCAAACUUUGUAUACAAUACACAAUACUUAACAUCACCAUUUGAUGUACACAAGACAUUGGAAAGCAUACUUACUUUUAAUAUGCCAAAAAAUGUGGAUUAUCGUCAAAGAGCUAUCAGCUUAUUUGAUAAGGUGCCGCUGAAUAGAACGUGCGCAGAUGCAUUUAUAGAACCACAUUGGUGUGCAUGUCUUGGAUGGAAAGAAAUCUCGAUCGACGAUACAAAUGUUGUCGCUGCUGCCAGUUAUUUUGUCCAAUUCCUUAAUGAUUACACUGUAGAUCAUCACGACAUAUGCGCGAUAUUACAUUUGGAUAAGAUCUUAUGGGCCGCUAAACUCAUACCUACCAAAGGUUUAUUAGAUUUUCGAAAAUCUGGAGAUCAAGACGGAUUCAUAGGUGAUUUUAGUGCCAAAACCCAAGUUGCAAUGGAUAUUUAUCAAUUAAAGGUGAGAACAGUGCCGGGUGAUGCGCUAUUUGAAAUCAGCAUUACUCAUAAUCUCGCGGAAAAUACUUUCCAUGUUAAAAUCUCUGAUGUUAGCAGAAUUAAUAUGUAUGGAUCUCAAGCGAAAUGUGUGGAAAACUCACUGUUUCAUUUGCGCAAAUACUGCUAUUGUAAAGAAUAAAGAACUAAAUGUUAAAUAUUGUACAUAGAAACACAACAUCAAAACACAAAUCAAAGCAAGUGACAAUUUUAAUUGUAUAGUGCGCAAAAUGUUAUUUAAUUUUAAGUAAAAAUGCUGUGUGAUUUAAUAUUUUUUAUGCUAUACAGAGUCUGUAUCAGAGUUGUCUAUAUUAGACUGGUAUUAAAGUAUUUAUUAUACGUAUUGACGAAUUUAGCGAAAUGAAUUAUCGAGAAAGUAUUAAGUGGCACAUAUCAUUCUUGAAAGAGUUUUCAUAUCUGUGAAUGACUAUAAAAGCAAUAUCAUAUAUUUUGAUCUUGAAUGACUAUAAAAGCAAUAUCAAGCAAUAUUUUGAUCUUUAAUGCAAAAUAUAUCGUACAUAUCAUACAAAAUAUAUCGUAUUAUACACAUUAUAAGAUUCUCGUAAA